Molecule: messenger RNA, 1038 nt
Organism: Prunus armeniaca (apricot)
Lineage: Eukaryota; Viridiplantae; Streptophyta; Magnoliopsida; Rosales; Rosaceae
Source: the annotation of a GenBank genome assembly
AUGAACUCACAAUCAAGCUCGCCAAUAGCUAAUGGAGGAAGAGAUCAUGCUGUCAUCACAAUUGUAGCGACAGACAGUAUCCAAACGACACCAAUGGAUUUGGACCAAAGAAUCCAGGAAACAAGAUGGCUUCUGCAUCCAUCAGCAGGAAACGAGUCUUGUUGCAUUUUCAAGGUACGUCAAUGCCUUGUGGAAAUAAACAAGAAGGCUUACCAGCCCCAUAUUGUCUCCAGUGGUCCAUAUCACUAUGGAGAUCAACUUUUGGAGAUGAUGCAGCAACACAAAUGGAGAUUUCUUCACGAUCUACUUGCUAGAACACCUUCAAACGGCCCAACACUUGAUCACCGUCUCCAGGUGGUAGCAGCAAUGGAAGAAGAUAUAAGAGGGUGCUACUCGGAGACCAUCAGUUUAUGCAGUCAUGAUCUAAUUGAGAUGAUGGUGUUGGAUGGUCUCCUCACUAUUGAACUCUUUUGCAAAGUUGGAAGAUUGUCACCAAGUGAUCCAGAUGAUCCCAUCUUUAACUUGGCAUGUGAUCAUUCCCCUCAAGAAGAGCCUCGAAAUGUUCGUCCAUUAGUUCAAUUGAUUAAGUAUGCCAAAAAGCCUCUAGAAGGAACAAGGAAGGCAAUGCAAAAGUUUGUUGCAGGAAGGAAGGGAAAUACUUCUCCAUCCAUUGAAUUUAUCCAGUCAGCCAAAAAGCUUCGUCAAGCUGGAAUUAAGUUCAAGACAAGGGAGGCAAAAAUUGUCAAGAAUUAUCUUGGAACUGAUGAGGAGGUUGUUCAUUUCUUCAAAAACCUUGGCAAAGAUGUGUCUUUAAAUAUUGGUGAGGGUAAUCUAUCAAAGUUGUUCAAGGACGUGAAUGAGUACCAUAGAAAUAUGUGGCAUGUGAGAUGGGAAGGUUUUAGAUUCAAGUAUUUUGGUACUCCAUGGUCUUUCUUGUCUGCUUUAGCUGCUGUUAUACUCCUACUACUCACUGCAAUUCAGGCCUUCUAUGCUGUUUAUGGAUAUGCCCUUCCGCCGAAACCUGGGAAGAAGCACUAG